AUGGUCUUGAAUGAAGGCAAGCCAACGGAGCCGGAAGGGUUGACGAUCGAGGCAUGGGCGGAAGGGUACAGAGAAUCAAUCGUCGAGGACGUCGAGCUGACUCUCACAGUGGUCGGGUCUCUCAUCGUAAUGGCCUGCGUGACCGUUGCGAAUAUGCGCCGUGGAGUUUUGCUGCACAAAUUGAUCUUGAUAGAGCUGAUCUUUGGCACAUUCAUGGGGACUGUCAUUUUUACCAACCCGCCUACAUAUCACUGGUAUCUGAGCGCAACCGCCAUCCCGCUAAACACCAGCUGGUCUUUGCACAACGUGAUUGCCUGGAUCAAGAAUAAGCCAUUCCUCAGUCGACGAGCGAGCCUCUUCUACAUCAUCACCGUGGCCCUGGCUCAGCCGUAUUGGGUGGUGGAGAUUGUUGCGAAUUGGCUAUAUUUUGGCGGAUGGAGCAACAUGUUUGUGCACACUCGUCCAUUCGAGGCCUUGUUCCGGGAUCCGUGGUGGGUCUUCACCAUCUGCAGCCUGUUUUGGAAUAUCAAGUCUCGAUAUGAGUUUGGCUACCUGGAACUCAUCCUCGUCUCCCCUCGGUUCGGCGUGCUGCUCGGCGCCAUGAUCCUGUCCAUCUGCUUCACGAUUCUCGACAUCCUCGCGGUGACGCGGGUGAUUUCCGGCUCGGGCUUGCCUGAUGGUAUCAAUCCUUUUUGGAAAUUGUCGUUUGUGUUCAAAUGCUUGACGGACACUAUCGUGCUCGACGAUUUCAAGACGGCGCUUGACCGUUUGAAGCGAUACAAGCUUUCGCAGCUUGGUGGGACAUUCAGCAACAACUACUCGGAAGACUUUGCAGAUAUGGCCCGAGACAGUGGGAAGAAGAGCGAUCAGCCUGCUGCCGCCGUGACACCGGGAUCUCAUGUGGAAAGAGCGAAGAACCAGGCGGCCAACGCCGACGGCAAGCUUGAUAUGCAAAGCGCUCUACGGUUGGAUUCUCUGCAGUAUGAUGACCUUCCCGACUUGGAAAAGGGGUGA
Messenger RNA from Neohortaea acidophila, 1014 nucleotides. RefSeq lists its product as uncharacterized. Lineage: Eukaryota; Fungi; Ascomycota; Dothideomycetes; Mycosphaerellales; Teratosphaeriaceae. The coding region runs from base 1 to 1014 and encodes 337 amino acids. The record is from RefSeq and is a predicted model, not a curated record. The transcript is spliced from 5 exons.